Molecule: messenger RNA, 4378 nt
Organism: Haplochromis burtoni (Burton's mouthbrooder)
Lineage: Eukaryota; Metazoa; Chordata; Actinopteri; Cichliformes; Cichlidae
Product: tapasin-related protein
Exons: 7
Coding region: 916-2196 (426 amino acids)
Source: RefSeq, a predicted model, not a curated record
UUUAGUUGGUUUUACUUGGAUAUGACCACCUGAGUAUUCUGUGAAGAUGAUAUAGAAAGUGUGGAUUGUCUGCUUUUUCCACACUGAAUCACUGCAGGCUUUCUGGAAUCACAGGAGGAGUUGGUUACAGUCCAACAGGAUUCAAUAAAACAGUAUGGAAUAUGUUUUGGGGCUUUGGUAUCAGGACUCUUUUUUUCUUUAUGAACUUUUUUUUAAUGCUUAUGCUUUUUUCAUGUUAAUUAAUAUUUUUAAUAUUUAUUGUAUUUGAUAUGUCUCUUGAUAUGUCUCCUAAACACUCAGCCUUUGUAUAAUUUAUUUUUGUUUGGUGGAUAAGCGCCUCAUCUGUUCGUAUUGCUAUUGUUCAUUAAUAAAAUUGGGUGGAAAAGUUCUCUUGUACGACGUGUGUUGAAUUUCAGGACUUCUCUCUAUUGAUCUGGUAUUUUCAUGCGGUCAGUUUUCACAGCGACACUUCAGGACAACAAAGGUACUGCAAGUUUAAUGCAGUUAAAAAACAAAAAAAGACACCCCCCACCAAAAAAAAAAACAAAAGACAAAAACAAAACUAUUCGCCGUGAAUUUACAAUAGAUCUUUGUGGGAAAACGAAUCGGUAAAAAUCCAGCUUUUAUGUAUGACACACCACAGACAGUAGUUUACACAGGACACACAGUCAUCCUCAUAAUGACUGACAAUAAAAUAAUUAGGACACCUGUACAGGCUAUCCGGGGAAAUUAACGCAAUUUAACAGCAAAUAUUCUAGAUUUUUUUCUUUUUUGUUAUUUUCUUCUGUGAGCAGCUCGUUAUCCUGUUCUGCACAGCAUUCACCCCUGCAGAGUGAAAGUGAAAGUAUCCCGACAAACUUCCUGUGACAAUCGCGCAGCAAGGGGUAUGACCGUGGAGGGCACCGGGGAAGAAUCAUGAGUUUAAUAUUCACGAUAUUUAUUUACUGGUCUCUAAGUGCAGGUGUGUGGAGUGUCCAUCAGAUCCUGUGGCUGCCCUGCUACUUCAUUGAUGAGCGUGUGUUUUUGAAUAAGGACAACCACACAGAGACUCAGCUCAUCCACAGAGAGGCUAUACUUCAGUUUGGUCAGAAAGGAGAUGCUCCUGUUAACCCAAACGCCAUCACUUUCCUGAUCACCAGAUCAAAGUUGGAUCUGCUGCAGUAUGUGGAGGGGGUGGAGGCAGAGCAGCUGAAGUGUGAGCUGCACAGAUACAGCACAGAGGGCGGUUACGUCCGCUGGCCUGUCCUCGGUGCCCAUGAGUACAACCACUGGUUUACCUGCAUCCUCAGACACAGCAGGGGCCUCUUCACCAUCACCAGCUUCCUCAGGCGCCCCUUCGACCAGCCUCCCCCAGGAUGGCCAGACUACCACAAAUGGCCCCCCAUCCCUAACAGAGAGGUACUCACCACCACAGUCGCCAUGGUCAUCAAAACACAGACUCCCUCAGUUAAAGCACGCCUGAAGUUCCAGCAAAAGCUCCACUGCCAGUUUGAUGUCGACCACAAAGGUGCAAAGGUCACUGUGGAGUGGCACAAGCAGCACCACGGUGAGAGGACCAAGCUCUUCAGUUACAACAGGCGCACAGGACAGACCCAAGGAAGUGGUGUUGGACUACGUGCCUUUGCAGCCGGAGAUGCCUCCUACACCCUCGCCUCCACCAUGAUAAGCAGUGAAGGGACCUACAUUUGUUCAGUGUCCGUGAAUCCACUAUUCGGCAGGGUGGAUAUAAAUCUGCAGAUUGAAGAGCCUCCCCAUGUCUCCCUCAAUGUGGGACCCAGUCUCUCACUAGUGGAGGGUAACAAGAGGAAGAUUGUGUGUGGGGCAAACAGCUACUACCCUCGGGAUGUGGAGAUAAUUUGGUACGAGCAGGAUCCAGUCAUGUUGGACGCUCCACAUCCCAGGUCACUGGAGAAUGUCUUCCUUUCCUACCACAAAGAAAAUCGGGACAUGACCUUCUCGUUGUCGGGCUUCUUCUACCUCCAGGCUUCGCUCAGGGACUCUGGGAAAAGGUUCACAUGCAGCGUUUCCCAUCAGUCCCUGAAAGUGCCCAUCACAAAGAGCUUCACCCUGAUUGUGGAAGAGCCAACAAACUGGAUGUUGUACUUCGCUGUGGGCUCUGUUAUGAUCCUGCUGUUGUAUGUGAAGCGGCGCUACCUGCACUCAGCAUGGAGAACGUUAGCGGGUAAGGCGAUAUAAAAACAAACAAACUGGAGGACUGGGAUCAGAGCGAGAGGAUGUGGCCCCAUUCUCAACACACAAGGCUGGCUGGCAAACUGUCCUUUCUGGGGUCCCCAUAGAAACACCAGUGAAAGGUAGAUUUGUGUCGAUGUGUAAACUCCUGCAUGUAUGAAUGUAAAACAGUGCAAUAACAUUAAAACUACUGAAGAUUACGGGUUAGCAGCUGCUGAGCCAGUGGAUUCAGGAGCCAGGACUGAUUCUUCUGAUGCACGAGACACUUUUUGGACUAAACACUGGGGAGACAAGGUUCUAUAUAAAACAGAAUAUUGGAAACUGAAUGUCAGUUUACUAAAUGAAGAUUACUGUAAAAUUAAUAAAUAUAAUAAGGAUGCUGAAAAGAAUGUACGCUGUAGAUUCAGGUUAGUAAACAGGAACAGAAAGAUCUCUUUCAGACUGGAAUGAAAUGCAAACCAAGCUAGUGUACUUCUACUGCUGGUUUAUCAAGGCUGGAUAAACAGGAGGGUUGCAUCAGGAAGGGCAUCCAAUGUAAAAUCUGUGAUAAAUAAAAUAUGCACUACCUUUACUAUAAGCUUUUAUUUAAACACUCAGGUGAAAAAUAAACCAAGUAAGAUGAUGUUUGGAGAGCGCGGGCAAUUCUAGGUUUAAACCUUUUUUUUUGGGGGGGGGGGGGGGGGGGGUUUCAGCUCCCAGUCAUGCAUGCAGUGCCUUUAUUUAUUAGUAAUGGAACAUGCUGUUUGCAAAUGUCAUCAACCUUUUUCACACUUGCAAACCUUAACUCAUUUUGAUUAACAUCACAAUGUCACCUUCAAAAGGAAAUGAGUUCCUCUACGAAUAAUUCAGAGUGAAUUGUGAGAGAUUUCAAUCUAAUCCACCCAUUUUAGCAUGGAUCCAAACGGAGGCAAAGGCUCAGUCAUUAAAGAGGCACUAUUUCAGUUUCUUAAUCACAUAGAGCCAGCUCACUGAGUCACCAAGCACUUAAAGUAGCAUUACAUAGUAUAAACAAUGGAAAAUCCCUGCAUAGACCUUGUACAUGAAGCAAACUUGUAAUAGAGUUGUUUUAUAUGUUUUUGAAUUCAUACAAAUGCUCCCUUUGUUAUGCAGACUCAGCACAAAGCAUCAUGUACCCUAAUUUCACGAGUGGAGAACAGAUUUGUAGUCUGUUCCCUCUGACUCUGUGUGUCUCUCUCCAUAUUCCUGGAAUUGUAUUUGUUGGAAAAUGAUAAAAAUAUAAUCUUAUAAUUACUAUAACAGCAGGUUGGUGUUCCAAAUAAUCAACAACAGUACAACCCACUACUUAGAUACGUGAAAUCAUCAUUAAUAAAUGUGGGUAAAAAAUGAAGCUACAGCUUUAUAAUUUUUGGUGAAUGUGACUACAUGUCCACUCUUACCUGUUUCUUUUUGCUCUCUCUCUUUGCUGUCUUCACCCUACUCCCUCUCUAUCCUCCUCUCUCUCAGUCUUUGUGCCAUCACCCAAAUGUUAAAUGUUGCAGUGAAUAAAAGAUAAACUGAUCCAUAUCAGUUUAUAGCAAUAUUCAAACUGAAUACAGGUUGCUGCUGACAUACAUAGAUAACAACAUUCUGACUUGCUGCCACCUGGAUCUGGAGCUGUACAGUAAACAAACACUGAAGCCCAAUUUGACCAGAAUAGGAAUAGAAAUUUGUAACAAACUAUUAAUAGUAAAGUUCAUCAGCUCCUUGGCUGGCAACUCGCAAUAUCCCAGCACACUAGUGGAUUAAAGGUUAAAAUUAGCUACAUCAGCUAAUGCUUUUGACCCUAUAUAGCAUGCUUGAGCACACCCAAAAAGAGUCUAAACUUGCCUAUCAUGAUGUUAUGAUGGUAUGUCCAAGAGCAGCCUGUAUUCAGAGUUCAUGAUCCCUUUAUAUUAAAAAUCACAAGAAAAAAUUAAGCUGAGCAGAUGAGAAGAAUUCCUCAUAUUUUAUCAGUUUUAGAAAAGACAACAAAAUUCAGUCACAGGUUUAUUGGUAACUGCAAAGAUUUGAAAGAAGAGUCGAAAGAGAAGCACUCUCACUAAUGGAGGGUAACAAGAGGAAGCACUCACGUUUUUUACUCCAGAGUGUUCCCACAUAGCAGACAGGUCUGGCCCGGAUCUGGUGUCUAGCUGCCACUGCUGGCUGACUUCUGGCAUGGUAAGUGGUAUGUCAUCCAGAUAUGGGCCAG